Kuraishia capsulata CBS 1993 is the source of this 1620-nucleotide messenger RNA. RefSeq lists its product as uncharacterized. Bases 1 to 1620 code for a protein of 539 amino acids. NCBI's taxonomy places the organism in Eukaryota, Fungi, Ascomycota, Pichiomycetes, Pichiales, Pichiaceae. The transcript has a single exon. The record is from RefSeq and is a predicted model, not a curated record.
AUGUCUGACUCAGAUAGCGAUGACGUUAUGGGUGAAUUGCUCGGUUUGAAUAGUUCUAAUAGGAAGACUGACAAACCGUCUGGAAAGCCGUCUGGAAAGCCCAGACACACCACUCAACACAUGGAUUCUAGGUCUCCAACACCCAAAAAAAAGACAAACAUAUACCAGAAACUCGAUGAUAUUGAUUUUGAUAUUGGAUUCCCCGAGUCUUUCGAAAAACUUCGUGAUUUGCCACCAGAUAUGGACGAUGGUCUGCUAGAUCAGAUCAACGAGGAGGAAGAGCUCAAAGAGCUGCUACAAAAAGACAGAUUAUCUUCCAUAAAUCACGCUGAAAAACAGCAGGCCGAGGAGGAAAAUAUAUCUAGCAAAGUUCUCAAUGACCCAAAAAACAAGAAUUACCUCAAUUAUCUGAAAGGAAACGCCGACAGACUGAAAGACUUCUAUUUCAUAGAGAAACCUGUUACGGAAGUCGUUCCAAUGGGAGAGUUUGAUAAUAGAAUGUCAAAGCUAACAGCAAUAUCUCAUUCGUUCGAAAACGGAACAAUGUCCUUAAAGAAUGUUGAUAUGGAGACGAUUUAUAGCUAUGUGCGAAAACUAGGUGGUUCUUCUGACUUGCUUGAGAGGAAGACGAGGCCGUCUGAGCAUCUCAAACUAGGCUGCAUGGAUCCUACCUUGCCUAUGAUAAUCACUGUUGCUCAGUUUGAAGUUCUCGUGGCUGCAAUUGCAACCAGCAAAACUGAAGAUUAUAGUGGAGCUCAUUAUGAAAUAUUCAAACUAAUGGUCUAUAUCAUAGAGCUCUUUCUCCUGGAUGCCAGAGUGACGAAGCCCUACUUAUCUGACAGGAUUGGAGCCAGAUCUGGAAAUCCAAGCUCUGUUGAGUUGCUGAACGGUUGCUUGACAAAACUCACGAUAUGGAGGUAUCAGGAUCAAUCUGUUUCGCAAGGCGACUUCAAGGGCUUUUGCGAAUUGCUCAGAUCAGGUAUACCCCGAGACGAACCUGAUCUCGUAUACAGACUAAUCAGCAACAUUUCGGAUGGAACCAUUCCUUUUAUCAAAUAUGCCGUGUAUUGGCUGUGUCUGGAUAGCAUUGUCACCCUCAAUGAUUAUGACGAAUAUGAUGGAAACGACGAUGAAAUCAAACAGAAAACUGCUCAACUGAUAACUUAUGAGAUCGACCUCGAAAACGAGACAAACACCUUGGAGACGAUUGUGCACUCGUUACUGCUAUUCCUGAAUGUUUGGAGCAACUCGGUGUUGGGAACAUCUGCUGAGAGCGGGAAGAAACCCCUUCAUUAUGCCAAAUUGCGUAUCAGAUUGAUUGAGAGACUGGUGUAUGCAAUCAUUCCGAACUUCACGAAGUUUGAAAAGGUCACAGACGAGUUGAGACACUCUCAUACAGGGGCAGUGGGCGAAUCAAGCAUCUUCGAGCCAGAGGAAAUCCAGCCGAGAGAAGCAAUCUUUUCCAAAUUCAAAAGCUCGUUAGUGUCUCUGACCAAAGAGUACUUCAUUAACUAUGGUGGUAGCAAUUCGUCGGAUCCAAUUCAUGGUGAUUGUUUGCUGGUUCUCGCGGCAGUGGAACACAAGUUGGACAGAUCUAUCACCAAGGCGAGUGUGUUUUAA